Molecule: messenger RNA, 4190 nt
Organism: Cygnus olor (mute swan)
Lineage: Eukaryota; Metazoa; Chordata; Aves; Anseriformes; Anatidae
Gene: TTLL5
Product: tubulin tyrosine ligase like 5
Exons: 33
Coding region: 157-4155 (1332 amino acids)
Biological process (GO): protein polyglutamylation; microtubule cytoskeleton organization
Cellular component (GO): cilium
Molecular function (GO): ATP binding; metal ion binding; tubulin-glutamic acid ligase activity
Source: RefSeq, a predicted model, not a curated record
UAGUAACGGGGAAGCGCCGCGCGAGCGGGGCCGGCUGAGGCGGUGGAAGGGGGGGGCGGCCGGCCGGGCUGGGCCCCCCCGCGGCCGUUUAACGGCCACUAACGGCACUAACGGCCCCCGCGCGUGCCGGGAGCUCCGUGAGAGCCGCCUGAGGCCAUGCCAGGCGCCGCGGCGCGGGACGCGGAGCAGAGCGGCUCGUCCGCCGCCGAGGAGGAGGAGGAGGAGGAGGAGGGCGAGGAGGGGGUCGCGGACGGGCUGAGGGAUCACCCAUGCAUCAGGUGGACUGGUGGCGGCUGCAGGCGGAUCCCUAUCUUCGUCUUUCAUGCUGAUGCCAUUCUGACCAACGACAGCUAUCUCCGCCUAAUUGGAGAGCACUACCACUUGUCCUAUAAGAUUGUACGGACGGACAGCCGCCUGGUCCGAAGCAUACUGACUGCCCAUGGAUUCCACGAGGUGCACCCUAGUAGCAGUGAUUAUAAUCUCAUGUGGACGGGAUCACACUUGAAGCCCUACUUGCUGCGUUCCCUUACAGAUAUUCAGAAAGUCAAUCAUUUCCCUAGGUCGUAUGAACUGACACGGAAGGACAGGCUGUACAAGAACGUCAGUCGUAUGCAGCUGGCCCAUGGAUUCAAGGCAUUCCAUAUCUUACCUCAGACCUUCAUCCUCCCAGCAGAGUACCAGGACUUCUGCAAUACCUAUUCUAAGGACAGGGGCCCAUGGAUAGUGAAGCCCGUGGCCUCUUCCAGGGGUCGAGGUGUCUACCUGAUAAAUAAUCCAAACCAGAUUGUGCUAGAAGACAACAUCCUGGUCUCUCGUUACAUCAGCAACCCCCUGCUAAUAGAUGAUUUCAAAUUUGAUGUGCGCCUGUAUGUUCUGGUUACAUCCUAUGAUCCGCUUGUCAUCUAUCUCUACGAGGAAGGGCUGGCCAGGUUUGCAACUGUGAGGUAUGACCAGGCAUCCAAGAACAUUAAAAACCAGUUUAUGCAUCUGACCAACUACAGUGUCAACAAGAAGAGUGGAGAUUAUGUCAGCUGUGAUGAUCCUGAAGUAGAGGAUUAUGGAAACAAGUGGAGCAUGAGUGCAAUGCUGAGGUACUUAAAACAGGAGGGGAGAGACACUGCAGCACUGAUGGCCAAUGUGGAAGACCUGAUUAUCAAGACUGUAGUUUCUGCUGAACUGGCCAUUGCUACAGCUUGUAAGACUUUUCUUUCGCAUCGUGGCAGCUGCUUUGAGCUGUAUGGUUUUGAUGUCCUUAUUGAUGAUACUCUCAAGCCCUGGCUGCUGGAAGUGAACCUAUCCCCAUCAUUGGCCUGUGAUGCUCCUUUGGACCUGAAGAUCAAAGCUAGCAUGCUCUCAGAUAUGUUCACCCUUGUAGGCUUUGUAUGCCAGGAUCCAGGCCAGCGGUCAGGCCGGGCCAUUAAUCAUUCAUCUGAAUCUGGCAGGAGAAAUCCGUACCAGAAGCUGCAGCGUCCUGUGUCUGCACAGUCCCAACCUGCAAGCACCAGACUGCGUACCCGUCCUCUGUCUGCCAGUGAUGCCGAAAUGAAAAGCUUGAUGUCCUCAGGCAGGGAAAAAGCAACAGGAAGGCAAGGCAGCUCUGUGCUGGGUCUCUCCAUGGAGGAGAUAAGAGUUCUUCGUCGAGUGAGAGAGGAGAAUGAACGGAGAGGAGGUUUCAUCCGGAUAUUCCCAACCCCAGUAACAUGGGACCUUUAUGGAUCGUUUUUAGAGUACAAGACAUCAAUGAACUACAUGCUGGCCACGCGUCUGUUUCAGGACAGGGACAAGAUGAAAGGAGACUUCGUCACUGGGAGAUCCCGAGAUGGUCUUAAUGGGAGGCUGGAUAUGAGGCUGGAAGCUGUAGACUCUCAUGCUCUGUUUUAUGAGAGAAAGCUGGUCUCACUGGAGUUACGGAAGCGCCGGCGAUGUCAUGGCAGGGCUAGAGCAGCACGGACAAGAUCAUCAGGGAUGUCAGAACCGACAAAGCUGUCCCUCAGAUCAGACACAGAAGGUGAGGAAGAAGAGGAUGCAGAUGCAGAUGAAGAGCUAGAUGGAGCUAUUGGCUCUCUUUCGGACACCCAGGUGAAAAGCAAGCCAAAGCUCUCUGACUUGGUGAAAACAACUUGCAAGGAGCGGUUGACAAAAAAACUUCAUAAGAAAACUGGAGAUGGAGGAGAGCCACUUCCUGAAAAAACAGAUUCAAAAUCUCAGUUUAACUUGCUGCAGAUUCUUCAAAAGAAUGGAAAUUUAAGCAAAGUGCAGGCUCGCAGGGCUUUCUCUGCCUAUCUACAGCAUGUUCAGUUGCGACUGAUGAAGGAGGCUGGUGACCAGUUCCAGAAUGCUGCCUGGGUUGCCAAAGAAGAUGAGCAGAUGGAGCUUGUGGUACGCUUUCUGAAGCGAGCUGCCAGCAAUCUUCAGCAGUCCUUGAGAGUGUUGCUCCCCAGCCGGCAUUUGGGACUAAAUGAUCGUCGUCGUAUCCUGGCUCACCAGCUGGGCAAGUUCAUAAUCUAUUAUAACAAGGAAACAGAGCAGAUGGUUCAGAAGCAGUCAAAAAAGAAACAGGAAGAGGAGGAGGAGGGAGUGAAUCCUGAAGGUUUUCAGAACUUUAUUACCAGAGCAAGUGAGAGUGAGCUGGAGGAAGUGCUGACAUUUUACACCCAGAAAAAUAAGUCAGCAAGCGUCUUCCUAGGAACAAACUCCAGAACUACAAAACCCAGGAACACCAGUAACCAGUCAGAGAAUCAGCCUCAAGCCGAGCAUCCUGAAGUGAUGAAAAAAAUAAAAGGUGAUCAACCCAAAAGUUCAGUUGCAGAUUUGCCUGCAGAAGGACGAGCAAGAGGCUAUAAACCCAAAGAAGUUAAAUCAACCUUUCCAGAAGGACCCACCUUCUCCUUAAAUGCUGAACUGAAAUUGCCUCGGUGCAGCCCUUCUAGUGCUUCUUCGUCUGUUUCUGGUACCAUGUUCCAGAGAAGUACCAGUUCCCAGUUACCAUCUCAACCUGCAGCAUCUGGAAAUCCACAGGUGCCUGAUUACCAUUCAUUGCCAGUUCCCCCAGUUGGUCCCAAGCUGAUUCAGUCUUCAUCUUCCCUACCUUCCUCCCAGAGCCAGAGCACAGCACCUGACAGCUCUUCUGUCUUCACAAAUCCAGUGUCCAGUGAGGCCUCUAGCCUCGCAGGGUUACAUCGUUGUCGUUCUGGUAGCUACACCAUUGGCCCAUUCUCGUCUUUGCAGAGAGCCGCUCAGAUCUACAGCCAAAGAUUGUCCCGCCCAUCAUCUGCAAAAGCAGGUUUGUGCCAUCGCAGUCCAGGUGGACAGCAUGUGGGCCCAGCCGGGAUACACAAAGAUACAGAAGAUGCUACUUCUCAGGGCAAACGUUACAGCCCCAGUAUGGUAGCAGCAGAACUGCAACAGCUGGCAGAAAAGCAAGCAGCUUGUCAGUAUUCCCCACCAAGCCACAUCAGUCUCCUUACACAGCAGUUAACAAGCUUGAACUUGGCAAGUGGAGCUGUAAGCAAGGGGAAUGCAGCUGGGCCCCAGAGCUACCGGUCAACGCUCAACAGAAAAGGGUCACUGUGGGCUGUUCAGUCAGACACUCAUGCAGCUGACAGAAGAUGCAUCUCUUCAGCAGUCAGGGCUUCAGAGAGUGAUCGUUUUGCCUGGGAAGGAGAGAUGGAGAACAGUGGCUGCACCCCAGUGACACGGAGUCCACUGGCACACCCCAACUAUCAGCUGCAUUUUGCUGUGCAGCAACUUCAGCAGCAGAAACUUCAGCCACGACAGCUGUUGGAGCAAAGCCAAGCCCGGCACCAGGCUCUCUUUGCCAACUACUCACAAUCCAGCACCAGCCAUAUAUCUAUGCCAGCUGGCUCUGGUGCCUGCAAGACAUCAAGUGCCACUUCUAGUAUCCAGAAGGCAGCCAGUUUGCACAAAGUGAUGCCAUCCCGGAGUACGCCUUCUCAGCUGGUUCCAAAGCCUCCAGCAAACCACAGACAGACAGUAGCCAGAAAGGCUGCAGCCCAGAGGAUUUCCAAGGUAACCUCCACUGAAAGGCAACUGAACGGAUUCCAGAACAGCCUUCACAGUGCUGCAUCCUGUGAGCCAGGGUCAAAUUCCACAGCCUCUGCUUGCAGAGAAGGACUAACACUGAACAUCAGGUGAGGAAUCCAGGGUGUUGCUUCGAGUAUGGGGCAAAG